UUGGCCCUCUGAAUUAAGAGGGAGCUCCCCGGGUGCCAGCUGUUCAGAUCCGCGGGAGCACCGCACAGUGAUCGACGCACACGGGAUUUCUAGGAUUGUGACUGUCGGGGAGACUGCAUGUUUCUCCGGACUUCGAAUCGGGACCUUCUUAGCACAAAAACUCUACCAUAAGCCUGGAUUUUGAACACCAUUCUCUUCACAGACCUGCUCAAAGGUCAGAGCAAGUCCCUCCCGAAAUGGUGGGCCACCUACACUUGCAGACAAUGGAUGAAAGUCUAAAAGGAAAGAACAGGGAAGGCUUGCUGGAUAGUCCUGACUCUGGACUACCUCCCAGUCCUAGCCCACCUUUUUAUUCCCUGUGCCCUGGGAUUGUGGACACCCGAGCAGGGAGUGGCACCAGCACACCACUGGACCAGCAUGGCUAUGGCUGUAGGAGAGAUUUACGAGAGGGUAAACUGCUUCCCUAUUUGCUACUUAAUUCUACAGUGUCUGAGACAAAACCAAGAAUGCAUCCAGUAUUUUUUGGAGAAAGUAUUAAAGUGAAUCCAGAACCAGCUCAAGAAAUAAGAUGCAACUCUGAAGUGAAGUAUGAUUCAGAGAGACACUACCGAGACAACAUCUUCUACGCUCCCAUCCCUACUGUCACGUCCUACAGCGAAAGCAUCAUUGCGGUCCACAACUGCACAUGGCGAAAUUACAAGUCUGAGCUGCAGUUUCAGCCCCGUCAGAAGCCACUGAGGUUUCAGAGCACCACCAUUAUCUUUCCUAAGCAUACCAAAAAUGUAUAUCGGACAACCCUGAAUUACAACUCUUCCAGUGGACGUCGCUGGUACAUGUCAAGCGUGCAGAUGGAAUCGAGUGAGGACAGCAGCCCCUGCAUAAUCUACACAGAGGAUUUCUAAUUUGCUCCUGCUGGCCAGGACAGGCUUCAGAAAACGGCUGCACAGCUCAACUGAUGUGGAAUGUAAAGGAUCUGGUCUUACAGCGGCCAGGUACUGGAACCAUCACUCGUGCAGCAUGCGUGACCUGGUCAUGUUAUGAAAGAAGAUGCAUUUGUAAACCGUUUUGUUUUUGGUUAUUACAAUAUAAAUUGUUUAGCGAGGAUAAUCAUCGGAAGAAGUUCCUGGAAC
This is a messenger RNA of Polypterus senegalus (gray bichir), 1130 nucleotides long. RefSeq names its product refilin A (gene rflna). Bases 237 to 902 code for a protein of 221 amino acids. Gene Ontology annotation, cellular component: actin filament bundle. The record is from RefSeq and is a predicted model, not a curated record. The transcript is spliced from 4 exons. NCBI's taxonomy places the organism in Eukaryota, Metazoa, Chordata, Cladistia, Polypteriformes, Polypteridae. Gene Ontology annotation, molecular function: filamin binding. Gene Ontology annotation, biological process: actin filament bundle organization; skeletal system morphogenesis; negative regulation of chondrocyte development.